Molecule: messenger RNA, 1854 nt
Organism: Cyprinodon tularosa
Lineage: Eukaryota; Metazoa; Chordata; Actinopteri; Cyprinodontiformes; Cyprinodontidae
Gene: eef1a1l3
Exons: 8
Coding region: 329-1699 (456 amino acids)
Biological process (GO): translation; translational elongation
Molecular function (GO): GTP binding; translation elongation factor activity; GTPase activity
Source: RefSeq, a predicted model, not a curated record
ACGUUCAAAGCCUCUGUCCAAAUAAAGGAAAAACCAGCAGCGGGGUUAGCUCAGAAAACCGCUGCUGUGAAAAGAGGAAGUUAACGGUACAUGUAGAGGAUGCGGCGAGCCAAAGAUAACACUUUUUCGUCGUUUUAAUUAACGAUAAUCACACCAAGUAGCAGUGUUUUUAAUACAGACCUACAUCAUUUUAUGACUCAUUCAUUCAGAGGGACAAAAUGUAACAGGAAAACGAGAUUUGCUCAGCGGCAACUGGUGGGAAGCUGAAGGCGAAAAAGCCGAAGAGAAAGCCAAAAAGUGGUUUGCGCUUUAGCCUGCUUCCAUAGCCAUGGCGAGAGAGAAGACCCACGUUAAUGUCGUCAUCAUUGGCCAUGUGGACAGUGGCAAGUCGACCACCACCGGACACCUUGUUUAUAAGUGUGGCGGUGUCGAUCAGAGAAAACUGGAGAAGUUUGAGAAGGCUGCAGCUCAAAUGGGGAAGAGUUCCUUCAAGUUUGCCUGGCUGUUGGACAAACUGAAAGCUGAGCGAGAGCGAGGGAUCACCAUCGACAUCUCUCUGUUGAAAUUCAACACCCAGAAUUACAGCAUGACCAUCAUUGAUGCACCAGGACACAGAGACUUCAUCAAAAACAUGAUUACUGGGACAUCCCAGGCUGACGUUGCUCUGCUGGUCGUCUCUGCAGCUAAAGGAGAGUAUGAAGCGGGCAUUUCCAGGAGUGGCCAGACAAGAGAGCAUGCUUUACUGGCUUACACCUUGGGUGUGAAGCAGAUCAUAGUCUGUGUGAACAAGAUGGAUAUGACUGAACCUCCAUACAGCCAGAAACGCUAUGAAGAAGUGGUCAGAGGUGUGAAGGUCUUCCUCAAAAAGAUUGGUUAUGACACUAAUGCAGUGCCAUUUGUGCCAAUCUCUGGCUGGACUGGAGAAAAUAUGGUUACCCAAACACAAAAGAUGCCAUGGUACCAAGGCUGGAAAGUGAGGUCAAAGGAAGGCGUUUCAAGCGGUAAGACCCUCCUUGAAGUCCUGGACUCAAUUAAGCCUCCAGUGCGCACAAUUAACAAGCCCCUACGCUUGCCUCUGCAGGAUGUCUACAAAAUUGGAGGUGUUGGGACUGUCCCAGUGGGGAAGAUUGAAACUGGAAUCCUUAAACCAGGCAUGACCCUGAUGUUUUCCCCUGCCAAGCUCACUGCAGAGGUAAAGUCCAUAGAGAUGCACCACCAAGGUCUGGAUGCAGCUCUACCAGGGCACAACGUUGGCUUCAACAUCAAGAACGUGUCUGUAAAGAACCUGCGGCGUGGAGAUGUGGCUGGAAAUGUCCAACAUGAUCCGCCUUCAGACGUCCAUAGCUUUGAAGCUCAGGUCAUUAUCCUGAAUCAUCCAGGAAGGAUAAAAACAGGUUACUCUCCUGUACUGGACUGCCAUACAGCCCAUGUCACCUGUCGCUUCGCAGAGCUGAAGGAGAAGCUUGACCGCCGUUCAGGCAAGAAGCUGGAGGACAACCCACAGCUGCUGAGGUCUGGAGAUGCAGCCACGGUCAAACUGGUUCCUAUAAAACCCAUGUGUGUGGAGAGCUUCUUCAACUACCCUCCUUUAGGUCGCUUUGCAGCCAGAGACUUGAAGCAGACUGUAGCUGUAGGCGUGAUCAAGUCUGUGGAGAAGGACCAAAGCUCUAAGCCUUCUCAGAAGGCACAGCCUAAAUGAGUUGGUUUUAGUGGCCAACUGUACUUUUUAUUUUGAGAAAAGUAAUGUUUGUGUUGCAACAAAAAGCAUUAAUAAUUUCUUUAAAGUGUAUGAUGAUCCUGUGUUAAUAUUACCCCAAAAUUGUAAAAAGGGUGAAUUAUUUAAAUUAGAAAAAC